Molecule: messenger RNA, 2260 nt
Organism: Exaiptasia diaphana
Lineage: Eukaryota; Metazoa; Cnidaria; Anthozoa; Actiniaria; Aiptasiidae
Exons: 8
Coding region: 128-1321 (397 amino acids)
Source: RefSeq, a predicted model, not a curated record
CCAAAUCAAACUUUUCUAACUAAUCUAUCCUUCUUAUCCCAUCGUAGAGUGUGAUCUGGUCAGAUCUCAUUGGAAAGGAAACCAAAUUGUGAUUGAUCAACACUGACUUCAUGUUAAUAUGUAAGAAAUGAUUUUCGUGGAAGAUUAUGAAAAAUACACAGAUAAUAAAGAUGAUUCUCAUUGGAUGCCUUUUAAACAAUACAUAGAAAGGAAUGAAACAGCUGCUUUUAGUUGGACAGAAAACGAUAUCCAAAAGCUGAUUAACAAAGCAUUCCCUGGUGACGUUUUAAAGGCUAAUGAAUGUAUCACUAGGUCUCAGAUCACAAAACAGGAAAAAUGUUGUCCAGAUUCACUUAAAAAUAUUAGUGACACUAUAGAGAAAACAAGCAACAAUUAUGACUUAACAGGCAACAAAGCUAUGACGAAUAGACUUUUUCAAAUGAAAUCAUCCAAAGAAUAUUGGGAGCAACUAUCCAUAAGUGCAUAUAAAAAGAAACCUGUUACAAAAAAAGCAAUUCAAUGGAAACAGAAUUAUUUGAAUGUUCUUCCUUUGCAUAAUAAUUCAGAUGAAAGAAAUGUUAUUUACACAGACAUUAGUAGUGCUAUACAAUGUUCAAACUCUUUGAAUUCUGAUGACUCAGACAGUGAACACACUGAAGAAAUGAUUAAGAUAUGUGAUCCAAUAUACAGUAGAUUUGGCGAGAUACGUGAUGUAUUCCAUACCUCAGAAGAUGGGAUAGUCUUUUACACGCAAAAAGAGUUGGAUAAAUACAAAGUUAAAAUGGCUGGUCUAAAGGAGGUGUUACAUAGUGAACUGGAAAUCAUAAGACACCAGCAUGACUAUCUGAAGGCCAAAAGAGCAGAAGAAAGGAAAUUGUUAUCUGAAAGAAUGAGUAGUCAAGASGUUCAAGAUGAAGAACCUACAGAAAAAGAUGCAUUAAACUCAGACAACAAUAAAAACAACUCCACCAAACAAGAAAGGAAAUCUGCUUUGUUUUCUUCUUUCACUGAUGCUUUCAGUUAUGCAAGAACAGGAAUCCAGGGUAUAUUUGUAAAAAAUUCACCAAGUGGAAGUCGUAAAAUGAGGGCCAAUAAUGAGGACUGUGACUCUAGUGACGAUGAAGAAGGAAAAUUAAGUGCAACAUUAUUGUCUAAAAAUCCUGAUGCUUUGCCAGAUAAUCAUGAUGAAUUUACAAGGAAAAUGACAACUGAGGGAGGAUUAAAGUAUACAAGUUCAGACAAAUCAGAUCAACAGCUAUCUUAUCAGAAUCUUCCUCCACCAUUAUCUCUUAGCUCUUUACCAAAUAAAGCCAAAACCUGAUGAAGAUUUACCUUAUCGCCCUUGAAUGUACUGUAUGUUCAUGGCUAAAGAAUUAUGAAAUUUUGACCAUUUGUUUUUAACAUUAAUAUUAGACAUAUGAACAAUUGUGUUUCUUGUCUGCAUACAAUUUUUUAAGUGAUAUCUAUUUUCUGUGGUUUACCUUUCAAGUUGAUUUAGAAUAUAAAGUAUUCUUUGUUUAUAGUAUAGCUAAGCACAUGUUUAUGAGGGAGGGGAGUGACAGCAGAAAGAAAAGAUUAGUAGAGGAAACAAAGAAAGAUUAGGAGAGAGGACUGUGUUCAUAAUACAGUUAUGCAUCCAUAAAAAGUAGCUUCUCGUAUUGUAUAUUCACUGUGACCUCUAUAAAAGAAUCAAUGUCUAUUGAGCAGUUCAGCUGUAUUAUUAGAAGAGAUUAUCAUAAUAUAAAAUGUAUUAUCAUCUGAAGGAAAUUAUUCAAUCUGUUCAUGGAAAAAAGUUAUUUUUAGAAAAAAGCAUUUUGUGAUUUGAAUAUCAAAUUAUCACAUGAAACUCUAUUCUAGAAAGUUAAAUAAGUUUAUAAUUAGAUCAAAUAAUUAUAUCAAGUGGUUGUUGUCAAAUUUUGAUAAUUGGUAUAAAUGGAUUGGAGUAUUGGGUAAGAAUUAAGUGGAUUCAGCUUAGAAUAACAAGAUGUUAGACACAAUCAUAAAUAAAUUAUUUAUUUAUAAAAUAUAUCCUGCAACAAUGUUAAAAAGCAGGACCAAAUAUCAGAUGAAAUAUGAUUAAAUUUUAAUUAUGAUUAUAAAAGUCUUAGGGUGUUUUAUUAAGACAGCUAUUUUAACUUAUUGAUUCAUGCAUUACUUCAGGUGGAUGUACUCAGCUGUAUAAGAAUCAUGAAUGUAUAACUCAUUAUUCAGCUCAGAAAUGAGCCAGGAAAUCAAGCAAAUUACAUAUACUCUUCAAGAA